UGUCUAACGUCACUACAACAAAAUAGUUGCGAAAAUAUGGCCGUCGUUAUUAGUAACUUAACUCGGUUAUCGCGAUGUAAAGCAAAGAAUUACACACAUUGCGCACAAAUAAUUCGUAACUAUUCCGGCACGAAAUCAAUCAGGAAUAAUAACUUAACAUUAAUCGGUGUACUAAGUGGUGGAUUAGCCGCAAUAUCUUAUUUAAAAUGGCAAAAAACAGCUGUGGUUGAAGCUUUCAACCCGAAAAAAAUGAAGGAUGAAACCGAAAAAGCUGUCAAAUUAACUGCUCGUGAACGUCGUUUUAUCAAGUUUUCAUCGGUCGAAUUCGAUGGACAGCUGUAUAUGACUCCACAGGAUUUCCUCGAAUCGGUGGUGGAACAGGAGCCACGGCCUCGACUGAAACGAAAGAAGAUGACGGAAAGUGACAUUCAACAGAUCAAAGACAAUACUCCCCCAUUGAAGAAAGGAUCGUCCCAAAUGUUUCGAAAUCUAAGGGAUAAAGGCAUCAUUUCGUACACCGAAUAUUUGUUUUUGCUGUCAAUUCUAACCAAACCGAAAUCGGGCUUUAAAAUCGCAUUUAACAUGUUCGAUACGGAUGGAAAUCAGAGGGUCGAUAAAAAUGAAUUUCUGGUGAUUCGACAUAUUCUGGGUGGAUCUUUAAGAAAUGAUGUUGAUGAACAAACAAAGAAAGUUCUACUCUCCUUACUUUCAACUGAAGCACAAGCGAAAAAUUUACUCAGAAAACCAAAAACUGAAGAAGAAAAAGAAAAAGAAAAGGCUAAGAGAAAUACUGGUUUUAUGGAAAAGAUUUUCAUUGGUGCGUGGAAAGACAAACGUGGAAUAGCGGUUGAUGAUGAUGUAGAUGAUGAAGAAGGUCUUCAACGUAAACACAAAGUAGAUACGACCCUUCAAGUGCAUUUUUUCGGUAAAAAGGGAAAUCAAGAUCUUCACUACGAAGGCUUCUAUAAGUUUAUGGAUAAUCUUCAAACCGAGGUAUUGGAAUUGGAAUUUUACGAAUUCUCCAAGGGAAAUCUUGCCAUCACUGAAGUAGACUUUGCGAAAAUUCUGCUGCGCUACACUUACUUGGAUACUGAUGAAUACGAUAUGUUUUUGGACCGUUUGUUGGAUCGAGUGAAAGACGAGACGGGCGUUUCAUUUAAGGAAUUUAGAGAUUUCUGUCAAUUUCUCAACAAUUUGGAAGAUUUUAGCAUUGCAAUGAGAAUGUACACACUGGCAGAUCAUCCAAUAUCUAAAGAUGAAUUUUCCAGAGCUGUUAAGAUCUGUACGGGUUUGACACUGUCCAAGCAUCUGAUAGACACAGUUUUUGCUAUUUUUGACGAAGAUGGUGAUGGCCUAUUGUCGUAUAAGGAAUUUAUAGCUAUUAUGAAAGACAGAUUACAUCGAGGAUUUAAGUCAACUGCCAAGUCCGAAGGAUGGGAUGCAUUCAAGCAUUGUUUGAAACAAGAGAUGAAAUCGCACGUUUGAUAGUACAUCAUUCAACUAACGAAAAAAAUAAACUUCCAGUUCCUUGGAGACGAGAAUUGAAAUGUUAAAUUUAUUUAUUGUUAUUUCGCUAAAGAAAACUUUUUUGUUCUUUGUACUUUUGUUUACUUCUACGAACAAUUGAAACACAAUAAUACUUUUCACGCCAUAUACGAAAAGGUAAACUGUAAUUUUGUUUUUAACUAUUACAUACGAUUACUAAUAAACUUAUAAACUUAUCGAAGAACACUAAA
Molecule: messenger RNA, 1736 nt
Organism: Bradysia coprophila
Lineage: Eukaryota; Metazoa; Arthropoda; Insecta; Diptera; Sciaridae
Gene: MICU3
Product: Mitochondrial calcium uptake 3
Biological process (GO): mitochondrial calcium ion homeostasis; calcium import into the mitochondrion
Cellular component (GO): uniplex complex
Molecular function (GO): calcium ion binding
Source: RefSeq, a predicted model, not a curated record